GGCGGCCGAGCCGGAGCAACAUGGCGCCGGUGGGCGGGGGCGGGCGCCCGGGCGGCGGGCCGGCCCGAGGGCGCCUCCUCCUGGCGGCGGCGCUGGUGCUGCUGUGGGCGCGGGGGGCCGGGGGCCAGGGCGACCCCCAGCGAGCGGCGAUCCUGGGCAUGAGGCUGGCGAGCUGCAACAAGUCGUGCGGGAUGGACCCGGAUGGCAUCAUCUUCGUGUCCGAGGGCAGCACGGUGGUCCUGAGGCUCUACGGCCACCGGCUGGGCUCCAUCUCCAGCAACCUCAUUUCCUUCACCGAGCUGGACAGCUACGAGAGCUCCCACAACUCCACCAGCUGCCCCGAGCUCACCAAGGACCUGGUGGUGCAGCAGAUGGUCAACGUGAGCCGCGGCAACACGUCCGGGAUGCUGGUGGUGCUCACCAAGUUCCUGCGGAGGAGCGAGAACAUGAAGCUGUACGCGCUGUGCACCCGCGCCCGGGCCGACGGGCCCUGGCAGCGCUGGAUCGACAAGGACUCGCUGCUCUACAUGGUCGAGGAGGCCGGGCGCUUCCUGCCCCUCUGGCUGCACGUCCUCCUCAUCCUGGUGCUGCUCGUGCUGUCCGGCAUCUUUUCUGGCCUCAACCUGGGCCUCAUGGCCCUGGACCCCAUGGAACUGCGCAUCGUGCAGAACUGCGGUACCCAGAAGGAGCGGCGCUAUGCGCGCAAGAUCGAGCCCAUCCGGCGCAAGGGCAACUACCUGCUCUGCUCGCUGCUCCUGGGGAACGUGCUGGUCAACACGUCCCUCACCAUCCUGCUCGACAACCUCAUCGGGUCCGGCCUCAUGGCCGUGGCCUCGUCCACCAUUGGCAUUGUCAUCUUCGGGGAGAUCUUACCCCAGUCCCUGUGCUCCCGGCACGGGCUGGCGGUGGGGGCCAACACGAUCAUCCUCACCAAGUUCUUUAUGCUCCUCACCUUCCCCCUCAGCUUCCCCAUCAGCAAACUCCUGGACUUCGUCCUGGGCCAGGAGAUUCGCACCGUUUACAACCGGGAGAAGCUGAUGGAGAUGUUGAAGGUGACCGAGCCCUACAAUGACCUGGUGAAAGAGGAGCUCAACAUGAUCCAGGGCGCCCUGGAGCUCCGCACCAAGACCGUGGAGGACAUCAUGACGCAGCUCCACGACUGCUUCAUGAUCCGCAACGAUGCCAUCCUGGACUUCAACACCAUGUCGGAGAUCAUGGAGAGUGGCUACACCCGCAUCCCCGUCUAUGAGGACGAGCAGUCCAACAUCGUGGAUAUUCUGUACGUCAAAGACCUGGCCUUCGUGGAUCCCGAUGACUGCACGCCCCUCAAGACCAUCACCCGCUUCUACAACCACCCCGUGCACUUCGUCUUCCAUGAUACCAAGUUGGAUGCUAUGUUGGAGGAGUUCAAGAAGGGGAAGUCCCACCUGGCCAUCGUGCAGAAGGUGAACAACGAGGGUGAGGGCGACCCCUUCUAUGAAGUGCUGGGCCUGGUCACGCUGGAGGACGUCAUUGAGGAGAUCAUCAAAUCCGAGAUCCUGGAUGAGUCUGAUAUGUACACUGACAACCGGAGCCGGAAGCGGGUGUCCGAGAAGAACAAGCGCGACUUCUCGGCCUUCAAGGAUGCAGACAACGAGCUCAAGGUGAAAAUCUCCCCUCAGCUGCUCCUGGCUGCGCAUCGCUUCCUGGCCACAGAGGUGCCCCAGUUCAGCCCCUCUCUGAUAUCGGAGAAAAUCCUGCUGCGGCUGCUCAAGUACCCAGACGUCAUCCAGGAGCUCAAGUUCGAUGACCACAACAAGCACUUCGUCCACCACUACCUGUACACGCGGAACAAGCCGGCCGACUACUUCAUCCUCAUUCUGCAGGGCAAGGUGGAGGUGGAGGCGGGGAAGGAGAACAUGAAGUUCGAAACGGGCGCCUUCUCCUACUACGGCACCAUGGCUCUGACUGCGGCCCCCUCAGCGCCUUCAGCCCAGGCCGGGUGUCCGCCUGGCAAGCGGAACUCCCUGCUGUCCUGGCUCUCAGACCGCUCCCCGUCCCACACCACCCCGCUCAGCCGGUCCGCCUCCCUCAGUUACCCGGACCGCACAGACAUCUCCAGCCCAGUUCCCCUGGCAGGCAGCAGCAACCAGUUUGGCAGCUCCAUCCUGGGCCAGUACAUCUCUGACUUCAGUGUCCGGGCGCUUAUGGAUCUCCAGUACAUCAAGAUCACCCGGCAGCAGUACCAGAACGGGCUGCUGGCCUCCCGCAUGGAGAACUGUCCUCAGCUGCCCCUGGACGGCUGCACCAUUUGCACAGAGAACAUGGCUGAGAAGUCUGAGCUGCCCGUGGUGGACGAGACCACGGUUCUUCUCAACGAGCGCAACUCCUUGCUACACAAAGCUUCCCACGAGAGCACCAUCUGACAGGAGGGCCCGGGGUCCCCCGCCCACCCUGCGGGGGCCUCCCCAGUGGGCCCGUCUGAAGAUAGGGAGCCUGAGAGGCGAGAAGGGGAUGCAGACCGCCCCUCUGACGUGGAGGCCAAGGGCCUUCAUCCGGCAGGGGGUCUGGCCUCUGACAGGGACCUCUGAG
Messenger RNA from Sorex fumeus (smoky shrew), 2571 nucleotides. RefSeq names its product cyclin and CBS domain divalent metal cation transport mediator 4 (gene CNNM4). Gene Ontology annotation, molecular function: magnesium ion transmembrane transporter activity; sodium ion transmembrane transporter activity. Gene Ontology annotation, cellular component: plasma membrane. Lineage: Eukaryota; Metazoa; Chordata; Mammalia; Eulipotyphla; Soricidae. The record is from RefSeq and is a predicted model, not a curated record. Gene Ontology annotation, biological process: magnesium ion homeostasis; magnesium ion transport. The coding region runs from base 21 to 2405 and encodes 794 amino acids. The transcript has 8 exons.